This is a messenger RNA of Herpailurus yagouaroundi (jaguarundi), 4636 nucleotides long. It is a transcript of the gene ARHGAP27, whose product is annotated as Rho GTPase activating protein 27. Gene Ontology annotation, biological process: regulation of GTPase activity; signal transduction. Gene Ontology annotation, cellular component: cytoplasm. Bases 540 to 3125 code for a protein of 861 amino acids. The transcript is spliced from 18 exons. NCBI's taxonomy places the organism in Eukaryota, Metazoa, Chordata, Mammalia, Carnivora, Felidae. Gene Ontology annotation, molecular function: protein binding. The record is from RefSeq and is a predicted model, not a curated record.
AGGAGUUGAGGAGGCUCCCUCCCUUCCCCCGUCAUGCCACCCUCCUGGCCCUGCCGCUUCCACGUCGCUGGAGAUAGCCAGGUGUGGCCCGGGAUCCCAGGGGGUGCAGGGGGGAGGGUGGCGUCUGAGCUCCUAGGGCGCUGGCCCGGCCCAGAGGGGACAGGAAGCCGGGACACCGGGGAUUGUCUCUAGCAGCCGCAGCCCAGCCUCAGCCCGGGAGGAAGUUCUGCCGGGCGCUCUCGGCUGGUGCCUCCCUCGCUGUAUUGUUGAACAGGAAACCGGGCUGUGCGGGAGCUGGGCGGUGGAGGAGGGAGCGCCGGCCGCCGAAAGCACGCGUACCUGCCGGGACAAGUGGAGGCGAAGCCGGUGAUCGGACGCCCCAAGCUCCUGAUCCCGGAGGUCUCUCCUGCUUAGCCCUUGGAAGCCCCGCCCUUGGAAAGAGAUGGCAGGGGCCUGAUCUGCAUCCAUCCGCGGACUCCGCCGGUCCUGCCCAUGGGCCCGCAGAGACUUGCCCUGCCAACGGAAACGCCAGGGCCGCGAUGGCGGCGGACGUCGAGGGGGACGUGUACGUGCUGGUGGAGCAUCCCUUCGAGUACACGGGCAAGGACGGGCGCCGCGUGGCCAUCCAGCCCAACGAGCGCUACAGGCUGCUGCGCCGAAGCACGGAGCACUGGUGGCACGUGCGGCGCGAGCCCGGCGGCCGCCCCUUCUACCUGCCCGCGCAGUACGUGCGCGAGCUGCCGGCGCUCGGGGACCCGGCCACCACCUCCACGCCACCCGCGCUCCGCCCGGGGCCCGUGGUCCCGGAACCGCUCGCCUACGACUACCGCUUCGUGAGCGCGCCGGUGUCCGCGGGCCCCGACGGCACGCCCGCCGAGCCCCGGGGCCGCGUGGGCUCCCUGUGCGGCCCCGCGCGGCGCGGCGCCGCCACCCAGCGCAGCAGCCUGGCGCCGGGCCUGCCCACCUGCUUGUACACGCGGCCCGCGGCGCCGGUGCGGCCCGCCCAGUCCCUGGACGACCUGGCGCGCGCCGCCGUCGCGCCCCCUGCCGGCCUCCUCGGGAGCGCGGGCAGCUUCAAGGCCUGCAGCGUGGCGGGCUCCUGGGUGUGCCCGCGACCCCUGGCGCGCAGCGACUCCGAGAACGUCUACGAGGUCGUCCAAGACGUGCGCGGCCCGCCACGGGAGGAGCGCCCGCAGCAGGUGGACGACCCCUCGGAGCCCGUGUACGCGAACGUAGAGCGGCAGCCUCCGGCCACUUCGCCCGGCGCCACCGCGGCCCCCCGCCCCCAGGCGUGGGAGACGCACACGGACGCGGGCACCGGGCGCCCCUACUACUACAACCCGGACACGGGCGUGACCACCUGGGAGUCGCCCUUCGAGGCUGCUGAGGGCGCCUCCAGCCCGGCCACCUCCCCGACCUCGGUGGGCAGCCGCGAGAGCCUCGAGACAGACUGGGGCCAGUACUGGGAUGAGGAGAGCCGCAGGGUGUUCUUCUACAACCCGCUGACGGGCGAGGCCGUCUGGGAGGACGAGCCCGACGACGAGCCCGAGGACGACCUGGAGAUGCAGCCGGGACUGAGCCCGCUCAGCCCCAGGGACCAGAGGCCCCCUACCCCUGAGACGGACUACCCCGAGUCGCUGACCAGUUACCCCGAGGAGGACUAUUCCCCCGUGGGCUCUUUCAGUGAGCCACGGUCCGCCUCUCCCUUGGCCACGCCCCCCGGCUGGUCUUGCCACGUGAGCCCCGAGGGGCAGACGGUCUACACCAACCACUUCACCCAGGAGCAGUGGAUGAGGCUGGAGGACGAACGCGGGAAGCCCUACUUCUACAACCCAGAUGAUGACUCGGUUCAGUGGGAGCUGCCCCAGGUUCCUGUCCCUGCCCCUCGAAGCAUCUGCAAAUCCAGCCAGAACAGUGAGACCGCAGCCCAGGCCAACCCCCCCGAGGAGAAGAUCAAGACCCUGGACAAGGCCGGUGUGCUGCAUCGCACCAAGACGGUGGACAAAGGAAAGCGGCUCCGGAAGAAGCACUGGAGCGCCUCCUGGACGGUGCUGGAGGGUGGCAUCCUGACUUUCUUCAAGGACUCCAAGGCCUCAGCUGCAGGUGGCCUGAGGCAGCCUCCCAAGCUCUCCACGCCUGAGUACACAGUGGAUCUGAGGGGGGCCUCUCUCUCCUGGGCCCCCAAAGACAAAUCUAGCAGGAAGAAUGUGCUGGAGCUACGGAGCCGAGAUGGCUCAGAGUACCUGAUCCAGCACGACUCAGAGGCCAUUAUCAGCACCUGGCACAAGGCCAUCGGCGAGGGCAUCCAGGAGCUGUCCGCAGACCUGCCCCCGGAGGAGGAAAGCGAGAGUAGCAACGCGGACUUCGGGUCCAGGGAGCGCCUGGGAAGCUGGCUGGAGGGUGAGGCGCGGCCCACUGCAGGCGCAGCCACCGCGGAGAGCGACCUGAGCAAGGUCCGGCACAAGCUCCGCAAGUUCCUGCUGAGGCGGCCCACGCUGCAGUCGCUGCGGGAGAAGGGCUACAUCAAAGACCAGGUGUUCGGCUGCGCGCUGGCCGCGCUGUGUGAACGCGAGAGGAGCUCGGUGCCGCGCUUCGUACAGCAGUGCAUCCGCACCGUCGAGGCCCGGGGGCUGGACAUCGACGGCCUGUACCGCAUCAGUGGAAACCUGGCCACCAUCCAGAAGCUGCGCUAUAAGGUGGACCACGAUGAGCGCCUGGACCUGGAGGACGGGCGCUGGGAGGACGUCCACGUGAUCACCGGCGCCCUGAAGCUCUUCUUUCGAGAGCUUCCGGAGCCCCUCUUUCCCUUCUCGCACUUCCGCCAGUUCAUCGAGGCCAUCAAGCUGCCGGACCAGGCCCAGCGCGGCCGCCGUGUGCGGGACCUGGUGCGCUCGCUGCCCGCCCCCAACCACGACACGCUGCGGCUGCUCUUCCAGCACCUGUGCCGGGUGAUCGAGCACGGCGAUCAGAACCGCAUGUCCGUGCAGAGCGUGGCCAUAGUGUUCGGGCCCACGCUGCUGCGGCCCGAGACUGAGGAAACCAGCAUGCCCAUGACCAUGGUGUUCCAGAGUCAGGUGGUGGAGCUCAUCCUGCAGCGGUGUUCAGACAUCUUCCGGCCGCACUGACAGCCGACCACCCUCACCCCCGACGCUGGCGCUGCGGACCUGGGACUGGGGACCGCGACAGUGGUCCCACCAUAGAAGCUGGACGGUUGGAGGCCGCUUGGCCAAACUCUUAUCUGUGACACCCGCCGCCUCCCAUCGGUCCGCAAGCGGAUGUGAAGUCUGCGCCGCUGGGUGCAGUAUGGUGACCCCUGGUGGGCAGUUUGCAAAAUGUGAUUCCCCCCGCACCCCACCCCCCUCACCCACCGCCCUGGCCUGUCUUGUUUGGGGCUUCAUUGGGUUUGGUUCUUUAUUACAUAGACACCUACUGUGUGUGUGUGUGUGUGUGUGUGUGUGUGUGAGAGAGAGAGAGAGAGAGAGAGAGAGAGAGAGACAGAGAAUUGUGGGGGUGAGUUUGAUUUCCCAGAUGGGCCAUGCCCCAGGGGAGGACUUGGGGUGAGGGGCUUCUCAGCUUUUUCAGGCCUGCACCUGGUCAGGGCUUCAAGGACGCCCUCCCUGUGGGGCCCCGGCCCUGUGUGGGUCAUGAAGCAGCAACAUACACCUUCCUUCCUUCCCUGCUGCCCUGCCUUGCCUCAGGCGCAGCUCCUGCCUGACUCUCAGUGGCUGACUGUGGGCCAUUUUCAUCUGCUUCCCUGAUCCAGGCCUCUGCCCUCCCUGAUCCACUCGUGUUCUGAGCAAGGGUUCUCCAUAUUCGCUAAGCGCAUACCCUGAGCUGGCCACCUGCCAUGCACCGUUUCCACACACAGUCCCGUUGUACAAAUGAAGAAACCGAGGCAGAGGCAAAGUGACUUGUUCAGGGUCCCGUGGGGGUGAUGGGUCAGACUGCCCAGCUCAGGCUCCUCUCGUAGCACAGCACAGCCUCCCAGGAGGCCCUUUCCUCCAAGCUCUCCCUCUCCUCCAAACCCAAGAAAUGAAGGUAGGUUCUGUCUGGGCCUUGGGAGACCCUCAGGGCAGAGGGGAAACCCGCCCCAGCUGGGGGAGGGGGAAUUAGCACUGGCAAGGGGUCCCCAGCCCCUCUCAGCGCCCUGGCCGCCCGGCAUGCCUGCCUGGCACCCACCUGGUCCUAAAGAGCUGGGAGAGGCCUGCAGGGUUGGGGGAAGGGGGGUACAGCCUCUGGAAAGGGAGCGUGAGCCCCAGGGGCAGCAAUGCCCUCUCCCUCCUCAUACACAAACCACCUCAGUUUGUGGGUCUCGCCCCACCCUCCACCCCCCUCCCCAGCUACGGUUCAUUUCUUCGACAAACAAUAGGAACUGAUAUUUAUUGACAUUUGCGCCACGCCAAGCAUUUCACCCGGAUCGUCUCAGUUUCUCACAGCCAAUAUUUAUUGUCUGCUCCUCCGCGCCGGGCACUGUGCUCUGGUGGAGCACCUGGCCCGGUGGCCGACCCGAGCCCACCUCACAUGCCAGCAGGGCCGGGACAAGAGUACAAACGGAGGCCUCACCCCAUGCAUCGAAAUAUUGUAAAGUUACAAAUCAAGAUAUAACUGUUAAAUAAAAAUAUGUUCUAUUCUCCUA